AUGUAUGACACUAUAAUGUCAUCUUUUAACUUUAAUGGAACAUUAACUUCUGACUGUAGUAACGGUUAUGCAGGAGAAAUUGAUGAGUAUGAUAUGAUUAAAGCAGAUAGAGUAAGAAAAGUUAUGUUUCCUGAAUUUUCUAUUGAUUCAGGAUUUGAAGAACAUGAUGAUAUAAUUGAUAUACCUACAACAAGUCUUGUUGUUCAAUUAGGUACACCUGCUUUAUAUUUAAAAGAUUCAAUAAUAGAAUUACUUUGUCUUAGAGAUGGUGUUGAAGUUACUACAAAAGCAAUACCUGAAUUAAUUGCCUUGUUAAGUGAUAGAGAUCCUGAUGUAGUUAGUCGUGCCGCACAUAUGGUAUAUUUAUUAUCAAGAGAAGAAAAAUUUAUUGGAACUCUUGCAACAAAUAAUAAAUUAAUUAGAGCAUUACUUGAUGCAGCUGCUUGUACAGAAGAUGGUAAUACAAAAAGAGAAAUAGCUGCAGCAAUAAGCCAUAUAAGUGAUCAUAGUGAAGGACGAAUGCAUAUCUUUAGAUCUGGAGGUAUUCCUGAAUUAGUUAGAAUGUUAACAUGGCCAAUUGAACAGGUAGUACAUUAUGCAGUAACAACUCUUCAUAAUUUACUUUUAUAUCUUGAAAGUAGUAAACAAGAAAUUUUAUCAUGUGGUGGAUUAGAAGCUUUAACACCACACUUAAGAUCUUCUAAUGUUAAAUUACAAGCAUUGGUUGCAGAUUCUAUUUAUUUUCUUGUUCUAGAUCGACCAUAUACAAAACAAUUAUUUUUAUCAUUACAAGGGCCUGUUGCAUUAAUUGAUAUUCUCAAGACUCCUACAAAUUAUACAAAGUUAUAUGCUACUGUAAUUCGAGUAAUUCGAAGUAUCAGUACAUGUCCUUUAACGAAGACAGCACUUAUUCAGUUAGGAGCUUUAGAAACACUUCAUUAUCAUCUUGUUAAAAGUUCUAUAGAUGUCAAAAGACAACUAGCAAUACUUAAUGGCAUGAGAAAUUUAUCUGAUGUAGCAACAAGUUUAGAUAAUUUAAAAGAACUAAUUAUGGACUUGUUAUCAUUAAUCGAAGCAUCAUUUAAUGAAGAAGUAGUAGCGUGUGCAUCAGGAAUUUUAUCUAAUCUUACAUGUAAUAAUACACUUAAUAAACAUACUGUAUGUGCUAGUGGUGGAGUUAAACUUUUAUCACAAAUUUUAAAUCGUUUUCCUAAUAUUGAAGAUGUAACUGAACCUGUUUUAUGUACAUUACGUCAUUGCACUGCCAGACAUUCUUUAGCUACUGAAGCACAAAAGGAGGUAAGAAUUGGUAAUGCAUUUCCAAUAAUUUUAUCACUUCUUGCAACAAGGAGAGCACCUAUUGUUAAAGCAGCAUUAGGAUUAUUAAGAAAUUGUGCCUUAUUACAAGAAAAUUUACAAUCAAUGCUUAAAGAAGUUACUGAAGAUGGAGAAAAUAUUGUAGUAAUUGCAGUUGAAGUUUUAUCUAGAUCUGGAAUGCAACUAAGAAUGGAUUUUACUGCAAUGGAAGAUGGUGUCUCACAAAUGGAAAUGGUUGAAGGUAGUGUUUCAGCUUUACAUCAACUUGCUACAAAUCAUGAUGUAGCUGUUUUUUUAUUAGAAUCUCCACAAAUAAUAUCAUUAUUGGGAGAUUUAGUUUCAAUGGAACAAAUUAAUAAUAAUGAUGAUGACUUAAUGAUGCGUGAAUUAAUGGGAUUGUUUUAUCAAUUGACAAAAUCACCUGAGGGUGCUCGAAUUAUAGAACGUAUUGGGCCAAUGGGAAUUUUUAAAGAAGCAUUAAGAUCAAGACAUAAAUCAGUUUCCACAUAUGCAUAUGGAGUCAUAAAAAAUAUUGAACUUGAAACUGGAGAUUAUCAAAAUUAUAGAAAUUAUGAACAACAUAAUAUUUCAUCUAAUAUGAUUCCUCCACCAGCCCCAGGUUCUGAUUAUGGAGGAUGGAUUCACGAUGGUUUGGAACCUGAAUUAUUUAAUGAAAUGUAUCAUAGUUCUAGUAUCACGGAUAUAAAACACGAAAGUAAUGCUACUAAUUCUUGGUUUGAUACUGACCUUUAA
This is a messenger RNA of Strongyloides ratti, 2070 nucleotides long. RefSeq names its product Armadillo segment polarity protein. Gene Ontology annotation, biological process: positive regulation of transcription by RNA polymerase II; cell adhesion. Gene Ontology annotation, molecular function: protein phosphatase binding; alpha-catenin binding; transcription coactivator activity. The record is from RefSeq and is a predicted model, not a curated record. Gene Ontology annotation, cellular component: catenin complex; adherens junction. NCBI's taxonomy places the organism in Eukaryota, Metazoa, Nematoda, Chromadorea, Rhabditida, Strongyloididae. The coding region runs from base 1 to 2070 and encodes 689 amino acids. The transcript has a single exon.